GAUGGAGGGCAAGGGUAUGUGUUACUGUGUUUCUGUGCAGUGGGAUUAGUGACACUGGUGUUAUUUAAAGCGGAGAGCUAUAGUGUGGGGCUGCCAGACAGUGUCUCAGACACAGCAGGAGAGGAUGCAGAAGAUAUACAUGCAGAGUGAUGGGCACUUUGAGGUGUUCACCACUGUCUUCCCCCCACAAGGUGAGUACCACCUGCAAUCCUCUCUGGGGCUGUAGGUAUGAAGUUUCUCAGUGUAGGAGUGCUAAUUUAGGAUCAGUUUUGCCUUGAAUCACAAUGAAUAAGAAUGCAUGAACAGGAAGUAACUUAUCCUAGAGUACUCUGAGACUCUUGAUCCAUUACGGACCCAGUUCUAUUAUGGGCUAGUCUCAUGUUGUCAUACUGUCUUGGUCUUUAUUGAGGUUAUUAUUGUGCAUAGAGAUUAAUUUAUUUGCCUUUUCAGGUUAUUUUCAUUAACUGGUUUUCGGGAGCCUAUCAUAGUUUUGCUGUCAUCUUGCCUAACAGCUCUUUAUGACUUCAUAUCUAAAUUUCAACCCUUUUUUAUCAGCUUGUAGAGCAAGAACAAGAUACAGGCCUAGGGAAGCAGUGAAGGUGGUAGCAGCAGUCAACUACAGGCCUCAUUGGCCAGAUGAGCUUCAACUAUGUCAGGGUGACGUCAUCCAAGUUCUCUUCAGAGAUGAGCCGUCGUGGUGGUUCGGGCGUCUACAGAACGGGGCAGAGGGGUACUUCCCAACCGCAUGUGUGACCAGACUGAACCAGAGUGAUGAUCAUGAGCCAGUGAAUGCCAAUCCAAGCUCGUUACGGAGUUCAUCCAAGGAUGCAGCUCCUGAUGCCCCCUGUGGCUGCACAAGCAGUCGUAGUACUCCAAAGCUCCCCAGGCAUGAGAAAGAGAGCCUCUUACGGGCUUUGGGACACAAGGCCUCCUCAAAGUCAGGCUCAGCCCACAGCUCCCCCAGCCUGCUGCACCGUGUGCUGUCCAAGGGCCACCGGAGGAGGAGUGACGCCCAGGGACUGGGAGAUGUAAAUUGCUCCGUCAAUGGCUCCAUCAAUGUAGCAUUCGAACCUGACUGAUUGUUUAUCUCUUAGAAUUGUAUCAUGUACAGUACCAGUCAAAAGUUUGGACAC
Molecule: messenger RNA, 1133 nt
Organism: Coregonus clupeaformis (lake whitefish)
Lineage: Eukaryota; Metazoa; Chordata; Actinopteri; Salmoniformes; Salmonidae
Product: jouberin
Exons: 4
Coding region: 519-1079 (186 amino acids)
Molecular function (GO): protein binding
Source: RefSeq, a predicted model, not a curated record